Sycon ciliatum is the source of this 2104-nucleotide messenger RNA. RefSeq names its product phostensin-like. The record is from RefSeq and is a predicted model, not a curated record. The transcript is spliced from 3 exons. Bases 315 to 1667 code for a protein of 450 amino acids. Lineage: Eukaryota; Metazoa; Porifera; Calcarea; Leucosolenida; Sycettidae.
GUCGUGUCACUCUCAAACUCAAAGUAAAAUUCUAAAAGACAAUUUAGUGAGCUAGCUACCUAAACCCUCGAUUCAAACCCCUAUAAUAGAUCAGAUUAUUGCCUAAAAUAACCGUGAAUGUGCGGUGCUCUGCGAUAUUCUGGCACCACAAUCCGAGAGUUGGGAGAUCCACGCGCUUGUCGCUCAACACAGUGGUUUCGCUAGUGAAUGGGGCACGCGAAAAGGAGGUGACCGUAUAUUGCUUGACUUGAAUCAGCGCAAAUCUUUCGGCGUCUAUUCUAUUUCCUACGUUCGCUCCCGGGUUAGUAAUCGAUAUGGGUGACGUACCGGCGUGGAAGAAAGCAAUCCUAGAGAAGAAGAAGCAGAAGGAUGAGCAGGACGAGCGCAAGCGCAAGGAGGAUGAGGCGAAGCUCUCUCAGCUGCCAGCAUGGAAGCGCAGCUUACUUCUGCGAAAGCAAGAGCAGGACACGUCGUCUGGAAAGGCCAGCCCGCCUCUCAACCGGUCCGGAUUCGCUGCCAAGCGGAAGGACUCGCUGCUGCGUGAACACGAGAACGAGCGCAAACAGAUCGGUUCGGAAGAGAAAGCCUCGGCGCCUGCGACUGCGUCAGUGACGAACAGUAAGCCUCUGGGAGCAACUUCGCCAGCAUCAGCAGCACCUGCCGCACGGGUUUCCACGACCUCCAGUCCACCGGCUGUGGACACCUCGGCUCGCGACAGAGCCAGCUCCGUAGGCUCUGACGAUGGAACGGGAGAAGACGGUCGGCCCAAAACAAACGUCAAACAAUUACUUGGAAUGUUCGGCAAGCAAAAGUCAAAAGAACAGGACAGCAGCAGCAAUACGCCCGCUGCCAAGGGUCCUGCAACUGUGGAAAAGAAACGACCUGGCAGUUUGAGUUCACCCGUAACACCAACACCACCAGCUGCCACUAAAUCACCAGCCAGCAGUGCUCAAUCCCAGCUAGCAUCUUCCCAAGCCACACAGCCAACACAGAAGGACACACGGAGAAGCACUCUCAGUCGACCGCCAGCAUCCAAAGACAAGCCCGACGGUGGACUGCCCAUGUCUCUCGGCAGUAUCGGCGGCGGCGAAGAAGAAGAAGAUGACGUCGUUACCAACAUUGAUGACAUCGUCCUGGACGCUACCAAGGUAUCUGCGUACCAGUCACCGAAACGGCUGGCUGGGGUGGAAAGUCUGCCAACAUCGCCGUCACGGGUGAAGAAGACCGGCUCUAUUCUGAUCAGUCAUCCGCGUGCUCUAGCAAAGGGCAACCGGGCGGUAUCAUUCGACGAGAUCAACCUGGAAACGGUGCACACGUUCGAGAGAACUACCAGCUCUGAUGAAGAAGAGGAGGAGGAGGAAGAGGUCCCAGACAGAGGCCCACCAGCGCCGGGCUCCGGAGGUCUUCGUUCAGUACCGUCCAUCGCUACCCAGAAGGGCGGCGGCAGCGGGGCAGUGAGCGGCUUCCAGGCAUUCCAGCCCAAGUCACUGUCGGACAAGGCGGAGGAGCCGGCAGCGGCCGAUGUAGAAGUGCCUUCGUGGCGCCAACAAGCGGCCGCAACGCCAACCAAGAAAGCCGAGCCCAAGGUCGACGACACCCCGGACAUGGCUCGACAAGCCGACUUGGUCGUCGAGGACAUAGAGGAUGCUCCAGCGUUGCUGUGGUAAACGAAACACAGCUCCAAACCUCUCGCAAAUUCUCAUGAACUGCUGCAAUGUGUUGUGACCUGGAGACUGGAAUUGUCAUUUACUACAACAGCGGGUGCCUCAAUUCAGCCAGCACCCCCUGCAGUAUUUAUUGGUGGCUCUUGGGGUGAACGAUUUUAUUUUCAAAGUAGAAAUUCUUGACCAUAUUCCAUGACGAAGGUCAUUUUUUCUCAUGUUUCCGGCAUUGCAUUGUGAAGAGCCAGACCGAGAACUGGGAAUAACAAUUCUAUUUACGUGUGUUUAAAAAAAAAUCAAAUUUAUCUAUAAUUAUUUUAUUCAGUUUUGUACAUAGAAUCAAAAUUUAUAGUUCUCCUUGCAUUGUGCAUGUACAUAAGGAUAUUCAUCUAUUCGUUGAAAAAGGACGAGUUUUCUCCUAUGGUACGUUAGGAGUGUCAUGA